AACAAGGACCGAGAUGUUUCCGUGAUAUGAUUGUACAAAAUGAAAAAUUACAAGGUUGUCCACCAAAGUUGCAACGUAAUUUAUUCCAAGCAAUGUCAUUGGAAUGUAAUUGUCCAAUAUCUACAACUGAUAGCAAUUUUGCUCAUACGCGAAGUGAUGUUGCACCGUUUCAUUUUGUCAAUCCAAGAAUUACCUCAUCAGAUGGAAAUUUAUCGAUUUCUCGUAAUCUUUCACUUGGUAUACCAAAGAAUACUAGCAAUUUAAACCUUAUCAAAACUGUUACUGAAAUAAUACCGGGAAUUAAUAUUACUACUGCUAUCAUUGAUAGUACUAAAAUACCGAUAACAAGAGAAAAAUUCGUAAAUUCACCAGUUGAUAUUCAACAAAAUAAUGAGUUAGCACCAUCUAUUAUACAAGAAUCGCUUGCAUCAACAGCAACCUAUGAACACUUAUCAUCGUUAUCAUUAUCAUUAUCACCAUCAGCAGCAGCAGCAGCAGCAGUAGCAUCAGAUAUGGCUGGUAUCAAUGGACAUGCUUGUACAGGUAUACAGUGCCAAAAUAAUGGUACUUGUAUCGCUGGAAAUGAUGGAAGAGCUGUUUGCAUGUGUCACGAAGGAUUUCUUGGAUCACAAUGUGAAAUAAAUUUAUGCGCUAAUGUCGAAUGUAUGCAUGGCGGUAUUUGUCAAGCUAAUGGUAAUGUACCACGUUGUCAUUGUCGACCAGGUACUACCGGGACAUUCUGUGAACAGCUUAUUUGUAAUCCAAGAUGUGAACAAGGUGGUAUUUGUGAGCUAACUGGAAAUGUGCCGGUAUGUCGAUGUCCGACAGGCACAUUUGGUAUUAAUUGCAAUAUUAUCGACACAUGUAGUAACAAUAAUGAAGCAUGCAUUGAACAUGAUAGUGAUGCACGUUGUCAAUUGGAUUCUGAUAAUUUUGCACUAAUUUCUCCAAUUCCAGUCAACGCUACGUACAAAUGUCUUUGCUUGAAUGAAAGAUCCGAAUGGAUUGAUUGUAAAGACUUACCAAAAAAAAUUCAUUUUUCUACUGCGCCAACUGCUGCAGCAACUACAAUAAUCACACCAAAUCCUGAUGCGCUAACUUCAACAUUACAAUCGGAAACACUGGAACAAUCUCAAUUCACUCAGCACAUCGCUUCACUAUUUCAGAAUCAUCCACAUUUAUCAAAUCUAUUUCCAAAUUCAUUCCUAUCACCAUCUAUUACAAAUAUCACAACGACAGCAGCAUCUUCUUUGAUCAAGCCCAAUCAAGAUUUUCAUCCAUCUGAUAAAUUCGGAAUAGAAACGUUUUCGUCUGCCUUAAACAGACCCGUGGAAUUACUUCCAAAGUUGCUAGCUACGGUUCCAGAACCAUCAGAUUCAUCUCCAUUCGAUACCACAACUCAUAUUCCAAUCUUGCCAACAGUAUCACCACUGUUUGUCACUUCAGAGUCUUCUUUACCGCUUCAUCAUCAUUUUAACAUGACUUCAGAAACAGCAACAAUAGCAACGGCUACGCUGUCAGGAAAUCCCAAAUCUCGGGAUUCUGUUAAUUCUACUGAAUCAAUAGAUGAUUUAAUCCUGAAUCCAACCGGAAGAAUUUUCGUGGAUAUAUCAGAUAAGCUUAAGAAUGAGAAUGUAACCGUUGAAUCUUCACGUUCGUCAUCAGUUAUGGAAUUUCUUGCCACUGCAUCAUCUCCUGAAAUGAUAAUCAACAAUGAUAAUAGAUCAGUUAUCCAAUUAUCCACAUUAUCCAGAUUUGCAACUGCUAUAUCAUCUACUUCGGUACCAACAACAAUGGCAAUUAUUGAUGGAGACAGUAGUAGUACAACACAAAUUGAUUCAUCUACACCGGAUGAAACGGAAACCGACGAACAAUCAAUUUCAACUUCUAAAACAAUCCAUACAAUUGAGGAUGACAAUUUAUCCAAUCAAUUAAUGUUCACAACAACAGCCUUUUAUUCAACAUCAAAAAUUCAUGAGGAGGAAAAAGCAGAGAAAGAGGAAAAUUGGAAUUUGUCACAAGGUUUUACGAAAUCUAUCGAAGAAAUGGAACAGGUAAAUUUUUGA
Molecule: messenger RNA, 2066 nt
Organism: Acanthocheilonema viteae
Lineage: Eukaryota; Metazoa; Nematoda; Chromadorea; Rhabditida; Onchocercidae
Source: the annotation of a GenBank genome assembly